Molecule: messenger RNA, 678 nt
Organism: Naegleria gruberi
Lineage: Eukaryota; Heterolobosea; Eutetramitea; Acrasida; Naegleriidae
Exons: 1
Coding region: 1-678 (225 amino acids)
Source: RefSeq, a predicted model, not a curated record
AUGUACAAUACUAAUAACAACACUCCAUAUAAUUCAAAUCAAUGUAAUAUUCAAGAUGUUACCUCUAGUCCACCUCCAUUUACAGUUUCAACGUGGCAAGUAGAUGAAACAUGCUCAACUUCUAGGAUUCCAGGAAAGAUUAGAAGUAGAUGUGAUCCUAAAUGUUUCUUUCAUUGGAAGAAUCAAAAGAUGACUAUGGAUGAUAAUUUACUCUUUCCUCUUUCUCAUAAUAGUAGUCCAUUAUUUCAUGUUGAAUGUAAAAAGAUUUCAAAGAAACCACAUCAUCAUCAUCAUCAACAUUCAAACAAAUCAAUUUCCUCUUGUAAAAUAACGUUUGAUGAUUCACUUUCAUAUCCUCCUCACAAAUCAAAUGUAAAUAAUCAAUCAAUGUUUGAAUUUGUUCCAUUCAAGUUAGAGAGCUUACCUAAAGAUUAUUCUCUUUCGUAUAUGACAAAUGUAACAAAGAAGAAACCAAAUUUCAAUACUUCCAAUUCAAAUAAUCAUCAAACUUCUCUUUCUGAUUUGAGAAAUAGAUUGAAUGAAGAAAAUUUAAAGAAACCAAACGAAACCUUGCCAACUCUUCAACCUAUUUCAAUACAAUCAGAAUCUUCUCCUAAAGAAUUGAGUCCAAAAGGAACGAGAACGAGAAUAUUCUCAAUAAAAGAACUUUUGAAUUAA